Cajanus cajan (pigeon pea) is the source of this 2942-nucleotide messenger RNA. It is a transcript of the gene TCP3, whose product is annotated as TEOSINTE BRANCHED 1, cycloidea and PCF transcription factor 3. The record is from RefSeq and is a predicted model, not a curated record. Gene Ontology annotation, molecular function: DNA-binding transcription factor activity; sequence-specific DNA binding. NCBI's taxonomy places the organism in Eukaryota, Viridiplantae, Streptophyta, Magnoliopsida, Fabales, Fabaceae. Gene Ontology annotation, cellular component: nucleus.
AUAUUAGUUGAUAUGACAAAGCUUUAGUGAGAGUUUUUAUUUACAAAUUUUUCAGGUUAUAUUCUGAUAGGAGAUUGGUAUCUCGAACACUAAAGUAAUUACAUAUGCAUCCAAGUUUUAGGAAAGAAAACAAAUAGAGCCAAAUUUAGAAAUGAGAAAUUGAAUAGGUGAGAGUGGAAACAGUGGUGGGGGAGGAAGAUGGAGCCAAGUUUUGGUGAUUGAAUGAACCUCGGUAGUGUUGGUUUUAUAUUAUAUUUCAUGUCUUGUGUAGUGUAGUGUGGCAUAAGAACAGCAUCAGAGGAAGGGCAGUGAUGCAGCACAGAUACUUAACACCUCUAUUCCGACCAAACACUGUCACCUUUCCCACUGCCAUCAUCAAGCCCUCCCAUAGGCCCAGAAUCAAUUCCUCUUCCCCAUACCCUUAAUUCACUGUCUGCCUGUCGAGAUUACCAAAAUCUUGUUCAAGAUCUUGCAAACGACACGAGUUAAGUUGUUUCACCAACAGGGUAUUAACCAACCCAACUCAACUCAAUUGAACCGGUUCGAUUUGGUUCGGUUCAGUUAGAAGUAGUAGGACACUGCAUAGUGUAUAUAUAAAGGGAGCUAGCUAGCUGAGUUUGCAAAAAAAGGCAAAAAGUGGUGCGUGGAGAGAGAAAAAAAGAGGGAAAUAGAGAGAAGGGAAAAAGAUGGGUUAGGCUGAAAAGUGAAAAGGGUGUGUAGUAGUAUAACAUUGUUGGUGUAGUUUUUGGCUUUUGGUUUUGGGGUGAUGGAAGUGGGAAAAUUGAAUGGCAGGGGCUUUUGGAAGAAGCAAGUUUCACAGUUGCACAAGCAGCAACAAGAGGAGAGUGGUGAGAGAGAGUGCAAGGAAUCAUCAACAUCACCAGCCACAACAUACUAGGGAUAAGUGCAAAGCUGGAAGAGGAAAACCACAUCUACAAAAACAAAAACAAGGGUCUGACUCUGGAUCCUCUCAGGAAUUAUCAUCAUCAUCGUCGUCAGCAACAACCUCAUCAUCAUCAUCAAAAUCUGGUUCUAAAUUCGAGACAUGUGACAGAGGAAGGAGAAGAAAACCAAGACAACCACGCUUCUCAAUAUCACCCUCACCAAUUUCAUAUCAACCUCCAAAAUCUCCAUCCUCAACACCACCACCAACAAGAAUCUUAUUCAAAUUUAGACACGGAGCUUUUAGACUUAAACCCACUCCAACCUCCAAAGAAACGCUCUUGUCUCCCUCCUCUACCACCGCCACCGCUUUCUUCAUCCGAACAUGCAAGAAAGAUGGAGGAAUCACACCACCACCACCAUCGCCAAGCACCAACACCGUCGAGAGCGGCGAUGAGAGGCGGCAGCGGCAACGGCGAGAUUGUCGAGGUGCAAGGCGGCCACAUUGUCCGCUCCACCGGGAGAAAAGACCGCCACAGCAAGGUCUGCACCGCCAAAGGCCCCCGCGACCGCCGUGUGCGCUUGGCGGCGCAUACGGCCAUCCAAUUCUACGACGUCCAGGACCGCCUCGGCUUCGACCGCCCCAGCAAGGCGGUCGAUUGGCUCAUCAAAAAAGCCAAGGCGGCCAUCGAUCAGCUCGCAGAGCUCCCACCAUGGAAUCCUGCGAGCUCGAUGCAGCCACCUCAGCAGCAGGAAGUCAUCCAUCGCGAGAACAAGUCUCUCGCGAUGGAAGACAGGAAAGACUCCAUAAUUGCCUUUGGCAGCCGCGGUGAGAGAGACUCUCUCACCGCGGAUACUGCUGGGAGAGUUCCAGAAUUCUCCCACCAAUUAGAGAGUGAAAAUGGCAACAACAUGAGCAACAAGUACAACAGUGGUUCUGGCUUUCUGCCAGCGUCGUUGGACACUGACAACAUUGCGGAAACGAUUAAGUCUUUUUUUCCCGUGGAGGCGACUACGACGUCGUUUCAGAGCUACCCUCCGGCGCCGUCGGAUUUGGGACAGCAAGAUCUGCGGCUCUCGUUGCAGUCCUUUCAGGACCCAAUUAUGCUUCACCACCAGCCUCAGAGCCACCACGAGCCGGUGCUCUUCGCCGGAACCGCCGCCGCGGCGUUAGGCUUCGACGGUGGUUCGGCGUGGUCAGAGCACCAGCAGCACCACUCAGAGGAACAGAGAUUGCUUUAUUCUGGUAACAGUGGCCACGGCGGCGGAUUCGUGUUCAACUCGCCGGCGCCGGCGUUUGGCCAGUUUUUUUCUCAGAGGGGACCCCUUCAGUCCAGUAACACUCCUUCGGUUCGUGCUUGGAUAGACCCUUCGGUCGAUCACCAUCACCACCACCAUCAUCACUAUCUCUCGCCGUUAAUCCACCAGGGUUCCGUCGCCGGAGGCGGCGGUGGCGGUGGAUUUUCCGCCGCCGCCGGUGGGUUCUCCGGCUUCCGCAUUCCAGCACGAAUUCAGGGUGAAGAGGAGCACGACGGCUUAUCCGACAAGCCGUCCUCUGCUUCCUCCGAUUCUCGCCAUUGAUUUGAAAAACACACAUCAAAAACCCCAACUUUGUUCUCCCUCAGGGUUUGUGGGUUGCAUCGAAGACGAUUCCAUUGAUGGAGAGAAGAGAAUAUGCUUUUGGAAGAUUAGGGUGAACGAAUUUUCGAGCUGCAAUGGGAAUUCAAGAUAUUUGGGUGUGGGUUUCAGAUGUGAUAAUUUCAAUGGCUUGCAUAUGCCUUUCGUGGGAGUGAAGAAAAUCUGAGGUUGAUAUUCAGGUUUUCCAAUCCCUCGGUUUGUUAUGUUAGUUUCUGUUAUUCAUGCUCAAUUUGACUAGGAUUAGGAGUACUGUGUUUUUUUUGUUUCAUCUGUGUUGGAUUGCUCAGAACCAAAAAAAAUCUGUAUUGGAUUGAUGUUUCUCUUUGUUAGUGAUUGUGUCUUAUUUGUACUUGUUCCAUUUCUUUUUUUCUUAUAAUGUUCUGAAAAGCAUUCAAAUUGAAUAAAAGAGCUGGUUUGCUCUA